Pungitius pungitius (ninespine stickleback) is the source of this 1069-nucleotide messenger RNA. It is a transcript of the gene atoh1b, whose product is annotated as atonal bHLH transcription factor 1b. Gene Ontology annotation, cellular component: nucleus. Lineage: Eukaryota; Metazoa; Chordata; Actinopteri; Perciformes; Gasterosteidae. The record is from RefSeq and is a predicted model, not a curated record. Bases 89 to 940 code for a protein of 283 amino acids. The transcript has a single exon. Gene Ontology annotation, biological process: positive regulation of transcription by RNA polymerase II; axon development; sensory organ development. Gene Ontology annotation, molecular function: DNA-binding transcription factor activity, RNA polymerase II-specific; E-box binding; protein dimerization activity.
UUGGCUGCUGCCUCCCGAAGGAGGCUGCGGGGCGGCGGUCGUUGGCUUGGGAGUGACACCAAGGUGACUGAAGGGAGGCUCUAUAUAAAUGACUGGCGCAGUGCUAAAACCAUCCCAGAAGAAGAAGAAGGACGAAGAGGGCCUCAUCCAGAGUCUCUUCGGCUGCCGCGUGACCCGCUUCACUUGCCGGCGCACGACCACGGGGCCUCCGCAGCGAGCGAUGACUGCUGCGGCGCAGCUCGCGAGCUGGACGGAGUACCAGGAGGACCUGGCCCUGCUGCAGCAACGCAACCACGUCACCUCCAAGGCGUGGAUCUCAUCCAAUUCCCUCCACGCGUUCCCGAGGAGGGAGGCGCACGGAGCCGCGGACGCGGGCUUCUCUCUGGAGAAACCCGCGCCGACGAGUGGACGUCCCGACUGCGCGCCGGCCGCGUGCGUCACGGACACGGACUCUGACCAGGCGGCAGCGGCGGCGGAUGGAGGAGGAGGAGGAGCGGGGGGCAAGGUGAGCCGCUUUGGCCCCCACAAACCAAGGCGCGUGGCGGCCAACGCCAGGGAGAGGAGGAGGAUGCACGGCCUGAACAAAGCGUUUGACGAGCUGAGGAGCGUCAUCCCGUCGCUGGAGAACGAGAGGAAGUUGUCCAAGUACGACACCUUACAAAUGGCGCAGAUCUACAUCAACGAGCUGUCGGAGCUGCUGACCGGCGUGGCCCACCAAGAGGGCGUCAGUCCACGUCCGGCCUCCGCGGACAAGGCCUCCAGGAGGGACCUGUUGACCGGAGAGCAGAGGGACCCCCCCUCCUCCACCGUCAGCCACCUCAUAAUAUUCGGAGCUCCAUCCGACCUGGAUUCAAAUCAUUCAAUGAGUUCGUCCAACAACAGCGAUGGGGAAUCCUCGCACCUCAGUGACAUGGAGGAGAGUCUGAGUGGAAGACAGUGACGGAGAACCACUGACCUAAAUGGCAGUGAGAUGAAUGUAAUGGGAAUCACACAAAUCAUCAUCCAAGAUCUUGCAUGUUCUGCCAGUGAAAAAACAGACUGGAAUCUUGAAUUCUUUUUUUUUUUUUUU